Messenger RNA from Hippocampus zosterae (dwarf seahorse), 2272 nucleotides. RefSeq names its product zinc finger, MYND-type containing 12 (gene zmynd12). The record is from RefSeq and is a predicted model, not a curated record. The transcript has 8 exons. Gene Ontology annotation, molecular function: protein binding. NCBI's taxonomy places the organism in Eukaryota, Metazoa, Chordata, Actinopteri, Syngnathiformes, Syngnathidae. Bases 188 to 1285 code for a protein of 365 amino acids.
GACGUCACACCCUUGAGAGCGUUGUGUAUUCGCUGAAACAGAUAUACUGAAACAAACUCGCAUCAUACAAACCACAAAAAGAACAUCUAACAUUUCAUUUCUAUAAUACAUUUUUGAAAAAUUGGUUUGAUCUGUAGGAUCUCCAAACGUUCGAAGUGCGCCGUGUUGUUGGGGUCCCAAACAAAUCAUGGAGUCCAAAGUGCAAGACGUCCAACCGUCGACCGAGAUCAUCCCCCUCGCCUUGCCCAAAGGAACCGAAAAGGUGUGCGAACUGUGUCAGAAACGAGCAUACUUGCAGUGCGCCAGGUGUCGAGUCACCUACUACUGCGAUGCGGAGCACCAGCAAUCUGACUGGAUAGGCAUCCACAAGAGGAUUUGCCAGUUGCUCAUCCCCAUUCGCACCCCUUCAUUAUUUAGUAUGCAACGUGCCGGCCGCAUUGAAAAUCUACUCAAAACGAAAGAGCUGAUUGAGAUUUGCAGGUUGGUGGCGGAGAGCAAGCUCUCAGAGGGGAAGCAUGAAGAGGCCGUGCCAGCCGCCCAGGCCUGCCUUCGCUGCUCCGUCGACGUGUACGGACCCAACACGGUCCAGCUGGUGCCAGCUUACCUGCUGCUGGCCGAUGCCAACAUGGGCAUGGGUAAUCUGGCCCUGGUGGCGGAGCUGAUGUCCCAAGCGGAGUGGGCAGUGUUGAAGAGUCCCGAAUGUGGUUAUGCGGUCCACCACCGGCUACACAGAAGCAUGGGCUGUCUCCAUACAGCCACGGGUCACUUUGAGGCGGCGCUUUUUCACUUUGCAAACGACAUAUAUUUUGCGAGUGAGGAGUAUGGUCUGGAUAGCACUGUGACGUGUGGGGGUUACUACCUCAUGGCCGAUGUGUUUGUCAAACAGGGAGAGCCCACUAUUGUUCAUUCCUUGUACAAAGAGGUGGCAGAGACCUGGCACUCUCACCUGGCCAAACUCCUGCAGAGCCACAUCCAAAAUUUACAAAAGAAUCCUGAUACAAUGGAGCCCGCCUUUGAUAAAGGUCAGCAAGUGGAAGUGGGCAAGAUACUCAGGUCCAUUUUAGAGUUUGAGCAGGACGAAAGCCGAAAGGAACCGUCUCAGGUGGCUUUGGUGGCCCAUUCACUAGCCAUGCUCUCCUACCUGGGUGGUGAUGUUACCAGGGCUCUGGGAUUUGGACAAAUGGCGCUGGAAGCGAGCCAGCUGAUACCAAACCAUGACCUGACAGAGCCCAUCCGGGCUCUGCUGCAGCUGCUGAGUAAAGAGUCCCAGCUGACUUCUGCCUAGGAUCUACAACAGUCCCACUGAGAAUAGACAUUGUCAAGAGCCCCGUGAUAUUUGUUGUAUUCAUUUGAGGUGUUUUUUUUUUCUCCCAAAAGUGGUAGUCAGUUAAUCUUUACCUUGUCUUGAUUUUGGCAUUCAUUUGUUAUUCACUUCAGGAGGAUUCAAUCUGAGUCGUUUCACUGUACCAAAAAAGCAGGCAUUUUUUAUCAUAUGCAUUGUAUUUGUAUUGAUCAUAAUGAGUAUUUUGCAUUUUGGGGUAAAUAUCCCAUUUUAGUGCCAAGCAUUGUCUUUUUCUGCAGUUUGAUGGUUACAGAAUAGAUAUGUACACAUAAUAUUUGAUUUAUGUUCAUCACAAUAUAGAUGUGUCACGUGCACUUUGUCAUUGUGAAAUAUCUAAUUUGAAAUCAAUUUAUACAGUCCACUUGCUAAAUCGUGUUGCUGUCUGCAUGUAGCUCGUAGUUAAUUUAUAUAUUUUUUAAAAAAGAGGAGGAGCUUGGCCAAUAUGCAUUUGUAACAACAAAAAUGUACUUAUGAUAAAUAUGAAGUUCAAUAGAAAAUCUCUUGGGCGAAACCGGCAGGUCUCAAGGUACUGUACCUGAAGUGAUAUUGAAUCAGAUACGGCACUUUUUAUACAAUAUAAUACAAUACAUCCUGAUUUAUAUAGCGCUUUCACAACAGAUGCAGCUGUAGCACAGCGCUUUACAAAACAUUUAACAGAGUAAAUAUUAAACACAUAACAUAAAAAACACGGACAGUCGUACGAUCUUAACCACAAUCUUAACCUUAUAUGAAAUGCAAAGUGCCCGAUAUGUGGAUAUUGAAAUAAAAGGUGUACAUUAACACCGCAUAUUUUCAGCAAGCGUCUUAAUAUUUGGAAAUAAUUGUCUUUUAACACCAUUAGGGAGUGAAGAUACGAGGGACACACUUUUUUGUUUCUGAAUAAUGACUUGCCUUUAUUUUGAUCUAAAAAAAAAAAAGAAAAAGCAAGAA